AUGACUCAAACCAAAAACUACUAGCAACAAGAUGUGCUGCCAUUUUUCAUCUUGAUUUUAACAGUUGUGGCCACUGAGCACAUCAUUGGUAUCAUUGCAAAUGGGAUCAUCCUGGCUGUGGGUGUAGCCUCUUGAGUUCAGAAAAAGGCAAUUUCCAUAAGUACUAGGAUUCUGCUUCUUCGUGUAUCCAGAAUAGGUCACCAAAGCAUCAUCUUGAUAGAAAUGACCUUCUCUACAUCCAGUGCUUCUUUUUACAGCAGUGUUUUAUGCAGUAUCUCCAAAGUAGGUUUUGUAUUCUCAAGUUAUUGUAGGCUCUGGUUUGCUGCUUUGCUUAGUUUCCUCAACUUUUUGAAGAUUGCCAAUAUUUCUUACCUGUUCUUCAAGCUAAAGCGGAGAAUUUCUAGAGUGAUGCCUUGGCUUCGGUGGGUCUCAGUCUUCAGCAUGUUCUUCUGCAAAGACACCUACACUGUGUAUAACAACAGAUCUCUAAGUAUCACCUUCACAGAGAAACUAUACUUCAUUGGGAAGAAUGUGGUCAGUGUGGCUUUUUUAUUCAGAUCGGGUAUCCUCCCUCCUCUGAUCAUGUUCGUUGUCACAGCCACUCUGCUGGUUUUCUCUCUCAAGAGACACACCUUGCACAUGAGAAACAGUGUUGCUGGCUCCAGAAACCCCAUCAUAGCUCACAUGCAGGCCAUCAAAGAAAACUGCUUUCUCUUUCUCUACAUUUCAGAUAUAGCUGCUCUGUUUCUGUCCAUAUCCAACAUAGCUGAUGUUAGUCUCCUCUGGAGUAUUGUGCUCAGAAGCAUCCUGCCUGUACCAGCUGGCCAUUCGGUUUUACUUAUUCAUAAGCCUGGAUUGAGAAGAACAUAGAAGCAGUUUCAGUGCCAAAUCCAUCUGUACUUACAAAGUAGAUUCUGA
Meriones unguiculatus (Mongolian gerbil) is the source of this 918-nucleotide messenger RNA. Its product is annotated as taste receptor type 2 member 39. Gene Ontology annotation, molecular function: G protein-coupled receptor activity; bitter taste receptor activity. NCBI's taxonomy places the organism in Eukaryota, Metazoa, Chordata, Mammalia, Rodentia, Muridae. Gene Ontology annotation, biological process: detection of chemical stimulus involved in sensory perception of bitter taste; sensory perception of taste; G protein-coupled receptor signaling pathway. The record is from RefSeq and is a predicted model, not a curated record. Gene Ontology annotation, cellular component: membrane.